AAUGCUCCGGUACUGCGCAGGCGCAAUGACGCUAGUCCUUGGCUGAUCGGCCUGCUGUAGGUUACGGAUCCGGUGCGGCGACACACAGACACCAUGCAGAGCUGGACGCAGGUUUACCGGUCUCUGGCCACGCGGAGCCACCAUCUUCCCUCGGCGCUGUCCGUCAGAAGCUUCGCCGACAGAGCAGCCAUCGAUGCCGACGUCACCGUCGUCGGCUCCGGCCCCGGCGGCUACGUCGCUGCCAUCAAAGCGGCGCAGCUCGGCUUCAAUGUGGUGUGCGUGGAGAAGAACGCCACGCUGGGGGGCACCUGCCUGAACGUGGGCUGCAUCCCCUCCAAGGCGCUGCUCAACAACUCCUACUUCUACCACAUGGCGCACGGCAAGGACUUCGAAAGCAGAGGCAUCGAAAUUUCAGGCCUCUCGUUGAACUUGGAGAAGAUGAUGGCUCAGAAGAGCGGAGCGGUGAAGGCUCUGACGGGAGGAAUCGCUCACCUCUUCAAGCAGAACAAGGUGACCCACAUCAGCGGGCACGGGCGGGUGAGCGGUAAGAAUCAGGUGACGGCCGUUGCCGCGGACGGCAGCGAGCAGAUCAUCAACAGCAAGAACAUCCUCCUCGCCACGGGGUCAGAGGUCACGCCCUUCCCCGGGAUCCAGAUCGACGAGGAGAGCGUGGUGUCGUCGACGGGAGCUCUUUCCCUGAAGAAGGUUCCGGAGGAGAUGAUCGUGAUCGGAGCCGGAGUCAUCGGGGUGGAGCUGGGCUCCGUGUGGCAGCGCCUGGGCUCCAAGGUCACGGCGGUGGAGUUCCUGGGCCACGUGGGCGGCAUGGGCAUCGACAUGGAGAUCUCCAAGAGCUUCCAGCGCAUCCUGCAGAAGCAGGGCCUCAAGUUCAAGCUCGGCACCAAAGUCAUGGGCGCCACCAAGAGGCCCGACGGCAAGAUCGAUGUGGCGGUGGAGGCGGCGGCCGGAGGGAAGAGCGAGACGCUGACGUGCGACGUGCUGCUGGUCUGCAUCGGCAGACGGCCCUUCACCCAGAACCUGGGUCUGGAUUCUGUCGGCAUCGAGCUGGACAACCGGGGCCGGAUCCCCGUCAACAACCGCUUCCAGACCAAAGUGCCCAGCGUUUAUGCCAUCGGCGACGUGAUCGCCGGGCCGAUGCUGGCCCACAAGGCCGAGGACGAGGGCAUCAUCUGCGUGGAGGGCAUGGCGGGCGGCGCCGUGCACAUCGACUACAACUGCGUCCCCUCCGUCAUCUACACGCACCCCGAGGUGGCCUGGGUGGGCAAGACGGAGGAGCAGCUCAAGGAGGAGGGCGUCCCCUACAAAGUGGGCAAGUUCCCCUUUGCAGCCAACAGCCGAGCCAAGACCAACGCCGACACUGACGGCCUGGUGAAGAUCCUCGGCCACAAGGAGACGGACCGGAUGCUGGGAGCUCACAUCCUGGGAACGGGAGCCGGAGAAAUGAUCAAUGAAGCUGCUUUGGCCAUGGAGUACGGAGCUUCCUGUGAGGACAUCGCCAGAGUCUGCCACGCCCACCCUACGGUGUCGGAGGCCUUCAGAGAAGCGAACCUGGCCGCCUCCUUUGGCAAAGCCAUCAACUUCUGAUUGGCCGGCUGCCGCGGCCCCUUCAGUGUACAUAACGAGAGGAGGAAACGAGAACCUUCCCCCAAACCCAC
This is a messenger RNA of Cyclopterus lumpus (lumpfish), 1673 nucleotides long. It is a transcript of the gene dldh, whose product is annotated as dihydrolipoamide dehydrogenase. The transcript has 14 exons. Gene Ontology annotation, cellular component: oxoglutarate dehydrogenase complex; mitochondrion. The record is from RefSeq and is a predicted model, not a curated record. Lineage: Eukaryota; Metazoa; Chordata; Actinopteri; Perciformes; Cyclopteridae. The coding region runs from base 94 to 1602 and encodes 502 amino acids. Gene Ontology annotation, molecular function: flavin adenine dinucleotide binding; dihydrolipoyl dehydrogenase (NADH) activity.